AUGACAACAUUGUCGGAUAUAGGGGUUGCUGCUGCCAUAAACAUUUCCAGUGCAUUGCUUUUCUUUGUGGCAUUUGCUAUUUUGAGGCUUCAACCUUGGAACGAUAGGGUGUACUUUCCAAAAUGGUAUUUGAAGGGUCUAAGAACAGAUCCAGUUCAGGGAAGAGCGUUUGUGAGCAAGUUCAUCAAUUUAGACUGGAGAGCAUAUCUUGGGUUUUUGAAUUGGAUGCCAGAAGCAAUCAGAAUGCCAGAACCUGAGCUUAUUGACCAUGCUGGAUUGGACUCUGUUGUUUACUUGCGGAUUUACUUGAUAGGGCUUAAAAUCUUUGUCCCUAUAGCAUUCUUAGCUUGGACUAUUCUGGUUCCUGUCAAUUGGACUAGUACCGGCCUAGAAGGAGCCCACAUAAGAAACAUAACUUCCAGUGACAUUGAUAAACUCUCUGUUUCAAAUGUUCAUAGUCGAUCUGAAAGGUUUUGGGGACACAUAGUAAUGGCUUAUGCCUUUACCUUUUGGACUUGCUAUGUUUUGCUAAAGGAAUAUGGGAAGGUAGCAUCAAUGAGACUUGGUUUCCUUGCAGCAGAAAAGCGUCGUCCUGAUCAGUUUACGGUGCUUGUUAGAAAUAUUCCAUCAGACCCUGAUGAAUCUGUGAGUGAGCUUGUUGAGCACUUCUUUUUGGUCAAUCAUCCAGAUCACUAUCUAACUCACCAGGUUGUUUAUGAUGCCAACAAACUUGCUAAGUUGGUUAACAAGAAGAAGAAGUUGAAAAAUUGGCUUGUAUACUACCAAAAUAAACUUGAGAGAACUUCAAAAAGACCCCAAAUAAAGACUGGUUUCCUUGGCCUUUGGGGAAAGAAAGUGGAUGCUAUUGAUCACCACACCAAUGAAAUUGAUAAGUUGUCUAAAGAAAUUGUUGAGGAGAGGGAAAAGGUCACAAAUGAUCCCAAUUCUAUCAUGCCUGCUGCGUUUGUUUCAUUUAAAACAAGAUGGGGUGCUGCUGUUUGUGCACAAACUCAGCAAACCAGAGAUCCUACACUUUGGCUGACUGAGUGGGCUCCAGAACCGCGAGAUGUGUAUUGGCGAAACUUGCCAAUUCCCUACGUUUCCCUCACUGUCAGGAGAUUAAUCAUAGCUGUGGCAUUCUUUUUCCUCACUUUCUUCUUUAUGAUCCCCAUUGCAUUUGUUCAAACCCUUGCAAGUAUUGAAGGAAUCCAGAAAGCAGCACCAUGGCUGAAGCCACUUGUUACCAUCCCUUUCAUAAAGUCAUUCAUUCAAGGUUUUCUGCCUGGUAUUGUGCUGAAGCUGUUCCUUAUCUUCUUGCCAACAAUAUUGAUGAUCAUGUCUAAAUUUGAAGGCUUUGGAUCUAUAUCAUCUCUUGAGAGAAGAUCAGCUUCUAGAUACUAUCUUUUCAAUUUUGUGAAUAUAUUCCUUGGGAACAUACUUACCGGAACAGCAUUUCAACAGCUCAGUUCUUUCAUUCACCAACCAGCGAACCAAUAUCCGGUAACAAUUGGUACGGCUAUUCCUUUAAAAGCAAGUUUCUUCAUUACUUAUAUAAUGGUUGACGGAUGGGCCAGUAUAGCUGCGGAGGUUUUGAUGUUGAAACCAUUAAUUUUUUAUCACUUGAAGAAUUUUUUCUUGGUGAAAACUGAAAAGGACAGGGAAGAGGCCAUGGAUCCUGGGAGUAUCGGAUUCAACUCUGGAGAACCGCGUAUACAAUUGUACUUUUUGUUGGGUCUAGUAUAUGCUGCAGUCACUCCUGCUGUUCUUCCUUUCAUUAUAGUUUUCUUUGGCUUGGCCUAUGUUGUCUUCCGUCAUCAGAUCAUUAACGUAUACAAUCAGCAGUAUGAGAGUGGUGCAGCAUUCUGGCCUGAUGUCCAUUUCCGUAUCAUUUUGGCACUGAUAUUCUCACAGAUAGUUUUGAUGGGGCUUCUCACCACCAAGAAAGCUGCUUCAUCGACUCCUUUUCUCAUUGUUCUUCCAAUACUAACCAUAUGGUUCCAUAGGUACUGCAAAGGACGUUUUGAAUCUGCUUUUGUUAAAUUUCCUUUACAGGAAGCAAUGAUGAAAGAUACAUUAGAACGAGCAAUAGAACCUAACCUUAAUUUGAAAGGUUAUCUUCAAAAUGCCUAUGUUCAUCCAAUUUUUAAGGACAGCAUGGACGAGGACAGUGAUGAUGAGGAGAUAAUGAGUAUGGACUUUGAAACCGAAAGCGCGAUUGUGCGCACAAAACGCCAGUCCCGAAAGAAUACACCAUUACCCAGCAGAAACAAUGCGUCAUCUCUUUCUUUGUCUGAUGGCAUUCAAAGUCAUCUAGAGCCUUAAAGAAAAAUGGGAUCACUGUACGUUUGACUUUAGCUCAUUAUUUUGUAAACAGAUUAGGGUGAUAUCAUGUGCAGAUGCAAAUACACUAUGCUACAUGCUACAUCAGUUGACAAAGUUGAGGAAGAUGGGCUUGUCUCUUUUAGUGAUUCUUGCUGGAGGGAUUCAUUUCGUGUUUUGGGAUUGCAAGAUGAAAUUACUACAUGCAGAUCACAUAAGGCAGAUAUUUUUGUAAUGCUUAGGAUUUUGUUGAUUACUAGGGAAUACAGGUUUUAUCUUUUAGGUCUAUCUUAUAUUCGGGGAUAAUUGUAACUCGUAAGUCACUAGAAAAUUUAUUGUACAUAGAUUAAGCUCAGAUGGACCUUAUCUGCCAUGUUGAAGGACAAAGGAGUAGGAUAGCCAUAAGCAAAAUAGUUGAAGAAAUUUUUUAUUUCAGUUUGAUUUUGGAAAAUGAUACAGUGACAACUGUAAUUUGAUAACUUCUUUCACUAACUCACGUGACAUUUGUUUUUUA
Molecule: messenger RNA, 2833 nt
Organism: Vigna unguiculata (cowpea)
Lineage: Eukaryota; Viridiplantae; Streptophyta; Magnoliopsida; Fabales; Fabaceae
Product: hyperosmolality-gated Ca2+ permeable channel 1.2-like
Cellular component (GO): plasma membrane
Molecular function (GO): calcium-activated cation channel activity
Source: RefSeq, a predicted model, not a curated record